AUGGGAAGUGCAGAGGGACCAGACGUAAAACCACAUUUACCAAUGGCGGAGAACGAUAAGAAAUCCAUCAAGAGCAUUCUGAAGAAGCCGUUCCAGGUGCUCUUCCAAAAGGACAAAAAGAAAGAAAAGAAACAGGUGAUUGUUGAAGAGCAGAAGCCUGCUGCAAUUAAAUCGCCGCCAAAAGUAACGCCCGUGUCGGUACUUCUGGAAAACUUUCAGAAGUUACAAAUAGACAAGAAGAAGGAAGAAGACGAAGAGGACGAGUUCAAAAACUUCUCCUUCAAAGUUGUAGAAGAGGAAAAUGAUAGAACGCAAGUUCGGGCCGACUCGCACUCUUCUAAAGACAGCGGUUUCUCUGAGAAAAGCACCACAGAAGCCGAUUCAGAAGAUGAGAAAGAGAAACAGUUGAUAGACGCGCUGAAAGACCUGACAGUGGAAACGAAAGAUGAAAAGGAGAAAAAGAAAAGAAAGAUUCAAACUGUGUUUGUUUCAAGAGGUCCCAUUAGGAAUAAAGUAGGUGAUCAUGGAGCUUCGUCGCAUCCAUAUAAUGCGGGACACCAGACGACAGCCGAGAAUGUCUACAGACAGAUAAACCAAAUCAACAGGCAAACUUUCUCCGGUGGCCAAGUGCUCACCAAAUGCACACCAACAGACUACUUGUCCGAAAUCAACUACGUAUUAAACCAGGUGGAGAAGAAUGUGCAGAACUCCGCCCAGAACUCCGUACAAGAGCAGGAAAGCAACUGGCAAGUCGCCAUGGAGUUUCUCGAGAAAUCCACGGAGCCCAAGAACAUCCUACACGACUUCCCGCAAACACAGUUGACCCAGGACUUCAGCGUCGUAAACAGCUACCAACCAAGCUUACCGGAACCGAACCCGAUCGAGGAGUUCUCGAACGCAAACCACGCGGCGUACGAUGAGUUCACCGAAUUAGGAUUUACAUCGAUAACCGAUUACGUCGAAGAGGACAACACUAGUCGGAUAGAUAAGACAUCGAUAUUCCCGACGCCGCCGCGUUCGGAAAACAUACCCAGCCCUAUGUCGGACACUGCCUAUAAUCAGUCCCACUCGGAGUACACUUUAUCCCCCGAACUAUCUUCCCCACUCUCCAAUAGUGAUAAUGAAAAAUAUCAAGAUAUUGCGCCAUUCGAGAUGAGCCAACAGGACUAUCCAAGUUGUGUCACCGAUAUGGAAGGCGACACUUUCGACAGAUCCAGGAAGGAAAGGACCUCGACCUCAUCGAUGACUAUGAAGCAGUACAAAGACAUGCAAAAGGACAUAUCGUCAAGUUUCUCCAAGAAGGAAUGCUGCCAGAUUAGCAGGAAGACCUGCAAGCAGAUAUUCCUAGAGCAUAUGGAGAAACUAAAGAUGGAAGAUAGGCGCGAUCUAUGCGUGAAAGUCGCGGGUCUGGAUUUGAAGACUGCUUAUGGAGUACUCCAUCAUAUCUUAAGAAGUCUGUCAACGAGCGAGAAAGAAGAAGAUUUGCAACUGGCUCUCUUCAAUCUCAUAUGUGAACGGGUGUUGGCGCAGAAACCCUCGCUAUUCGUGAGCGAUUUCGGUCUAAAUCUAAUCAAGCUGUCCGCUCUACGGUGCUAUCGACGACCCUUACUGACUCGCUAUCUAGUGCAGUGCGUGAGGAAAGCACUACGCAGCAACGACCUCCCCCACGGCACUGAACACGUUUUUCAUGAGGUGGACGCCCUCGGUGAUAAUCUGGUGAUAGCUUGCGUGAGAGCUGGUGAUGUUUGCGCGGACGCGUUGAGUGAACUGGUACGGAAGGAAGCCAGUGAGAUACCGCUGUUUGAUAUCCACCACGUGAAUACCGAAGGGUACACAGCACUGCACGUAGCUUGCAGUCUCCACAGUGCAGAGAGUCCGAAGGUGCACAUACUGCACGUGUUGCUGCAGCACGGGGAUGCUGAUGUUUGGAAAGGGGACGUGAAGGGUGGCGAUACAUCGCUCCACUUGGCGAUCAACUCGCCCACGUGCGAUCUGCGCCUCGUCAUGAUCAUAUUCCGCCACAUCGACCGCAAGCUGUGGAAGCGACUUGCCCACGCGCAUAACAGAAGUUCAGUGACGCCAUUGGAAUACGCGCGGUCGGCGGUCAAGUCGACCACGAGACAGAACUACCCGCACGAAGUGUUGGAGUUUUUGAAGAAGUGCCGUUGA
Parnassius apollo (apollo) is the source of this 2169-nucleotide messenger RNA. The record is from the annotation of a GenBank genome assembly. Lineage: Eukaryota; Metazoa; Arthropoda; Insecta; Lepidoptera; Papilionidae.